Ogataea philodendri is the source of this 714-nucleotide messenger RNA. RefSeq lists its product as uncharacterized. The record is from RefSeq and is a predicted model, not a curated record. The transcript is spliced from 3 exons. NCBI's taxonomy places the organism in Eukaryota, Fungi, Ascomycota, Pichiomycetes, Pichiales, Pichiaceae. Bases 1 to 714 code for a protein of 237 amino acids.
AUGUCCGUAUGGAAUAGGAGUCACAUCUUCGAUUCUGCCAAUCUUAAGACCAGAUCUGGCAAGGGCUCUAAGAGCGGAUUGUCCACCUGGGCCUGGGGUCUUACUUCUGGUACCACCCAGAGCUCUCAACUUGACGUGGACAGCAGUGAUUCCGACUUCUCUGCACUUCACAGCAACGUCCUGAGCAGCCAACAUGGCGGCGUAUGGCGAGGACUCGUCUCUGUCGGCUUUGACUUUCAUACCACCAUAAUACCAGCUGCUACCAAAAGCAGUCUACGCUUUCUAUCUCUGAAUUAUUACUCUAUAUCUCCUCUAGUAGACGAAACCAAGGAUCUUACCAGAAACGUGCUUUCUCUUGGCCUCCUCGUGGUCCAUGAUACCAGCAGAGGUGGUCAGGAUAACGUAACCGAACUGUCUAGCUGGCAACAAGUUAGCAGUCCAUCUCUCGAUGUCGUUGAUCUUGACGUUGAAUCUUGGCUGGAUGACACCACACUUGUUGAGUCUACCGUUCAAUUGGAUAACAAUCUUUCCGGAUCUGUGGUCGUCAAUGUAUUCGAAUUCUCCAAUGUAGCCGUGCUUUUGCAUAACGGUGAGGAACUUGAUGAUCACCUUGGAAGAAGGUCUGAUCAAGACCUGUCUCUUUCCGGUCUUUUCGGCGUUGUUGAUGGCGUUGAGGGCGUCAGCCAAAACAGAGGUUCUAGUCAUUGUGAAUAG